Messenger RNA from Chara braunii, 2206 nucleotides. The record is from the annotation of a GenBank genome assembly. Lineage: Eukaryota; Viridiplantae; Streptophyta; Charophyceae; Charales; Characeae.
GACCAAUGUACGUGACGACGUCCCCAAUGCAGCCCGCCAGCAUACACCAGAGGAGGCGGCGUGGCAGGAGGAGGACACGGCACAAGCCAGAGGAUGAGAAGGACGGGACAGAGGAGGAGGGGCAGGAGGAGAACGCAGCAGAGGAGGAGUGGAGUGUGGGGGCAGGGCGGAGAAGAGGUGGAGAGAGCGGGGGGCAGGAGGAGGAGGAGAAGGAGCUGGCAGGGGAAGGAUGAAGAGGAGGAUGGGCACGGGCAUCUGCCUGUAACUAUUAAUAAGUGAAACGGGAAACGAAGAUUGCAUGGAAAUAGCAGAGAGGUUCCAUCAAAUCACUGAUGGUUAUGGGUAGCUGUGUCCCUUUGGUACAACGGGAUGGAAAAGGGGCGUAGGACUACUGCACAGCAUCCGUCUUAUUCUUGCAGGGCAAUGAUGGGAACGACACGCAUCUGUACACCCUGAUGUGUUUGGGGCAUACGAGUCAUGUGAAGGACCCUCUAAAUUCUCGCCCGAUGGAGAAUGAGGCGGGACUACUGCACAUGGUUCGUCUUAUUCUUGCAGGGCAAUGAUAGGACGGAGACACCUGUACACGCUGAUGUGUUCGGGGCAUACAACUCGUGUGAAGGACCCUCUAAAUUCUCGUCGGAUGGAGAAUGAGGCUGGACUGCUGCACAGCAUCCGUCUUAUUCUUGCAGGGCAAUGAUAGGACCGACACACAUCUGUACACGCUGAUGUGUUCGGGGCAUACAACUCAUGUGAAGAACCCCUCUAAAUUCUCCUCGGGUGGAGAAUGAGGCGCUCGCCACAAAUGGUCCUGAACAAGUUGUUAACUUUCUCUCAAGUCCCCCUGAAUAUGGAGUCCUUUGUCUGAGGUGUGCGCAUGUUGCUACAUAUGACAAUCCGGUCGUCCUGCGAUACAUUCGAAGAAUGAAGGUGUCGGUUCUCCUCAGGGGGCAGCAUGGGUCCCGUUUCCAGCGAGUUGCAAUUCAAGGGUCUUUUUUGACCGGGUUGGUUGUCAUGGACCUGCAUAUAAUACAGGUGUUGCUCCUCUUGCACUGUCGUGUCGUCCGUGAAAACUUAACGUUUUGCAUUUUUGGGGAGUGACUGGUUUUGUAUGUGGGCCUCCAAUUUUGCCAGAAUUGUGGGCAGGUGUUAGUUUGGGGUUCGUUUUCGAGAGGUGUGAAAGUGUCACGUGUGAGGGAUUUUUACGCAGCAAAAGAAUCCAUGAACUCCAUGUCUCCCUCGUUCGUUGUGGUUGCGUUGUGGGCCUGGUCCAUUUGGGCCCAUCUGUGAGAGGAGGGGCCAAGCUGUCAAAGGUCAAAGGUUAGGCCUUGUGGUAGCUCUGAGGCCUUGUGGUAGCUUAUUCUCUGGAUUGGCUGAAGCGGUUGUGGGACAAUGUUACUUCAUGCCAAGUUCAUGGUUAAUUUUUAAGAGAGAGCUCCGGUACCUUCGGGCUCCAUGCUUGGAAUUGAGCUCGCAGCAGUGAGAUAGGCUCGGCCAUUUUUAAGGGAAAGGACCAGAGUGUCACAUCGGUCAAUCACUGUCAUGAUACGCCAAGCGCAACAUAGCACAGACAAGGUGUUGAGGGUUUUUUACGCAGCAAAAGAAUCCAUGAACUCCAUGUCUCGCCGGUUCGUUGUGGUUGCUUUGUGGGGCCCGGUCAAUUUGGGCCCAUCUGUGCGAGGAGGGGCCAAGCUGUCAAAGGUCAAAGGUUAGGCCUUGUGGUAGCUGUGAGGCCUCGUGGUAGCUUAUUCUUUGGAUUGGCUGAAGGGGUUAUGGGACAAUGUUACUUCAUGCCGAGUUCAGGGUUAAUUUUUAAGAAAGAGCUCCAUUUGGGCACCAUGCUUGGAAUUGAACUCGCAGCAGUGGGAUAGGCUCGGCCAUUUUUAAGGGAAAGGACUAGAAUGGCACAUCGUCAAUCACUGUGAUGAUACGCCAACCGCAACAUAGCACAGGCAAGGUGUUGUCUCGUGGACAGGGUAUGGCUAGUUUAAUGAGAAUUCGGCCGCAGGGCAGGGCUAGUUUGGACCUUUUUUUAGCAGAAGGGCUGCCAUCAUGGGUAUCGUUCGCCAAGAUGAUGCGCCAGAAGAAUGUAGCACGGGCAAGGUGUGGCAUUGUUGAUAUACCCACCAGUCCAUAUGACAUGCCCCGAGUAGCAUAAAUAUUAAAUUUUGAGCAAAUUGCAUUAUUUGUUAUCCGGUGCUCGAGAUGU